Messenger RNA from Exophiala oligosperma, 1149 nucleotides. RefSeq lists its product as uncharacterized. The transcript is spliced from 3 exons. Gene Ontology annotation, molecular function: FMN binding; oxidoreductase activity. The record is from RefSeq and is a predicted model, not a curated record. The coding region runs from base 1 to 1149 and encodes 382 amino acids. NCBI's taxonomy places the organism in Eukaryota, Fungi, Ascomycota, Eurotiomycetes, Chaetothyriales, Herpotrichiellaceae.
AUGACGGUGGAACGGUACGAGAACAACGAUGAAAUCAAUACAGGACGCCUACGGGAGCCUCUUACAUUUCACUUCUCCAAGAAAACGGCACGCAACCGGCUAUUCAAGGCUUCCAUGGGAGAAACGCUCGCCAGUUGGGACAUGAACGAUCCUGAAGCCAGUGGGAUCCCCACCGAUGAAAUCAUCGAGUUGUAUAAAAGGUUUGGUGAGGCAGAAAAUGGGUUCGGCAUCAUCUUCACCGGCAACAUCCAAGUCAGCUCCACGGUACCCCAAUUGCCGGGCGACCUAAUCAUCGACGAAUCACACCCUUGUCACGGGCCACGAUUCGAGGCGUUUAAGAGGUUGGCUGCGGUGGGAAAGGCCAAAGGCUCUCUCAUGAUCCCACAGAUUUCCUAUGCCGGGCGUCAGGCUCUGGCUUCUGUUGCGCGAAAGACGGUCAUCGCGCCGUCUGUUGUACCGUAUGCCACCGAAGAGCAGAAUGCCAUCUUCGCGAAGACCCGCGAAGCAACCCAGACAGAUAUCGAUUUCUUGAUCAAUGGGUUCGUGCAUGCGGCCGAGUACUUGGAAGCAGCAGGGUUCGACGGGGUGGAGCUACACGGUGCUCACGGCUAUGUGCUCGGCCAAUUCCUCGCUCCGCGCACCAACAAGCGAACGGACGCUUACGGAGGCUCGUUGACGAACCGGAUGAGGUUGCUCGUGCAAGUCGCCAAGGGAAUUCGUGCCAGGACCUCGCCAUCCUUCAUUGUCGGCGUGAAGCUCAACAGUGUCGAGUUUCAAGAUGGUGGAUUUACAGCCGAGGAGGCAGCAGAGGUGUGCCGCGUGUUACAGGAUGAGGUGGGCUUGGACUUCGUCGAGUUGAGCGGCGGCACCAUGGAGAAAGUCGGCCACGAAUGGACCACGGACACAACGAUCAAACGCGAAGCCUUCUUCUUGAAAUUCGCUGCGAUGAUAGUCCCGCAGCUGGGCAAGACAGCCCAAGAGCGCCGCACCAAAGUGUUCAUCACAGGUGGCUUGCGCACAGCUUCGGCCAUGGCUAUGGCGAUGGAAACAGUGGACGCAGUCGGCAUCGCUCGCCCCGCGGCUCAAGAGCCAUGGAUUGCGAGAGACCUGCUCAGUGGAAAGGUCCAAGGGGUGGUCAAGCCGGUGUAG